Molecule: messenger RNA, 925 nt
Organism: Tripterygium wilfordii
Lineage: Eukaryota; Viridiplantae; Streptophyta; Magnoliopsida; Celastrales; Celastraceae
Product: putative expansin-B2
Exons: 4
Coding region: 1-807 (268 amino acids)
Biological process (GO): sexual reproduction
Cellular component (GO): extracellular region
Source: RefSeq, a predicted model, not a curated record
AUGGCAAUUGCUCUUAAGUUUUCAGUCUCUCUAGUUGCUCUUGCACUCAUGUUUUCUCUUUUCAUGAACUCUUGUUACUGCUUCAAUCCAAAGCUCCUCAAUUUCUCAAUGGCUCAAUUGGAUUCUGAGUGGUCUCCGGCAAAAGCUACUUGGUAUGGUCCUGCUGACGGUGCCGGCAGCGAUGGUGGUGCUUGUGGAUAUGGUGAUGCGGUAGAGCAAGCUCCAUUUUCUUCAUUGGUGUCGGCCGGUGGUUCUGCUUUCUACAAAUCAAACGAAGGAUGUGGUGCUUGUUAUCAGGUAAAAUGCACAUCAAAUGAAGCAUGCUCAGGCAAUCCAGCGACAGUAGUAAUCACAGACCAAUGCCCUGGAUGUGACUCGGCCCAUUUUGACUUAAGUGGGCAUGCUUUCGGAGCCAUGGCUAAGCCUGGCCAGGCUGAUCAACUUCGCAAUGCUGGCGUCCUACAGGUUCAAUAUCAAAAAGUUGCUUGUAACUAUCCGGGCAAGACAGUGACUUUUAAAGUUGAUGCUGGGUCCAACCCAAACUAUUUUGCAACACUAGUUGAAUACGAUGACAAAGACGGUGAGCUUGGUUCAGUAGAAAUCAAACAGGCCUUAGACUCGGCCUCGUGGGUGCCCAUGCAACGAUCAUGGGGUGCAGUCUGGAAACUUGACGCAGGCUCAGCUUUACGUGCACCACUCUCACUCAAGCUAACCUCGCUGGACACAAAGGAGACUAUUGUGGCAAGCAAUGUGAUUCCUGCUGGUUGGCAGCCUGGACAGACUUAUAGGUCCCUUGUCAAUUUUUAGUUACUGUGUUGGUAUUAAUAUAUAUCUAUAAUGUACGUGUGUAAUGUGCUGCCCUGAUCUUCCACAGUGAAGGAGCAGAUUAAUAUUAAAAUCAAUAUAUGAGUCAGUUUGAUUAGUA